Eutrema salsugineum is the source of this 966-nucleotide messenger RNA. RefSeq names its product putative nuclease HARBI1. Lineage: Eukaryota; Viridiplantae; Streptophyta; Magnoliopsida; Brassicales; Brassicaceae. The coding region runs from base 1 to 966 and encodes 321 amino acids. The transcript has a single exon. The record is from RefSeq and is a predicted model, not a curated record.
AUGCGACUAAACGAGUUAUAUUCCUGGGGUUUUGAAAAUCUUACAGAAGAUGAGUUGCUAGAAUUGUACGAUCUAGAAGACGAAGAGUAUAUGGAUAUGAUUAUGCAACCUUCAAUGGAAUAUUAUCAACGUUACUUUUCUAAGCGACCAAUGGCGUUGGAGCGGGGAUUGGGUUGGAGAAACCUUGAAAAUCAGAUUCGUAAUAAUCCAGCACAUUGCAUGACUAUGCUAAGGAUGCAUCCAAAAGCAUUUCAGAACCUAUGCACAAUACUGGAGCAACGUUACAACUUAAAGAGUACUGAUCAUAUUAGUAUUGAUGAGAUGGUGGCAAUAUUUCUCGUUACAUGCGCCCAAAAUGAUACACAACGCUAUGUUGGGUUGUCAUUUGGUCGUUCCCAAGAGACUAUAUAUCGAAAGUUUCACGAGGUAUUGAACGCAUUGGAGAGUCUUGCAUGUGAGUAUUUAAAAACUCCAACAACAGCGUCACUCCAGCAUUAUCCACGUAAGUUACAAAAUAAUCCCAAUUAUUGGCCUUUUUUUAGUGGAUUUGUUGGGGCACUUGAUGGGACGCAUGUCAGAGUAAAAGUUGGAGGUCGCGAUUCAGUUGGGUAUUGGGAUAGACAUGGACAAACAAGUCUAAACAUAAUGGGCAUAUGUGAUAUAAACAUGCUCUUCAAGUAUGCAUGGCUAGGCGCAUCUGGGUCUACACACGAUUCAUUGGUGUUACAAUAUGCAAUAGAUGGAGACCCAAUAUUCCCUAAACCUCCAAUAGGCAAGUACUAUCUUGUUGAUUCUGGAUAUGCAAACAAGCGAGGAUUUUUGGCGCCGUAUAGAGGAAAUAGUAGAGAAACUAUCAGAUACCAUCUUUCAGAAUUUAAUGAAGGUCCUCCCAGGAACAAAAAAGAAUUGUUCAAUAGGUGGCACACGUCACUUCGUUCUGUAAUCGAACGUACAUUUGGAGUUUGA